Messenger RNA from Microthlaspi erraticum, 1155 nucleotides. The record is from the annotation of a GenBank genome assembly. Lineage: Eukaryota; Viridiplantae; Streptophyta; Magnoliopsida; Brassicales; Brassicaceae.
AUGAAUCUUGAGGCUUUGGAAGCUAUGGAAGAUCUCAGAGCUAAGCGUGAAGAUUUGAAUCAAGGGUCACAACAGAGGAGGAGGAGGUCGGCAAAAGCUUGCUACAACCGAGAUGACAUAUGGGAGAAGGUGGAUUUAGAGAUUGGAGUCCCGUUUCCAGCACCAGAAAACCGAUGCAAAGUAGUCUUCACCACUCGUCGCCAAGACGUUGGAAAGAACAUUAGGAAGCGAUCAGAGAUCCCUGAGCUUGCAAAAGACAUUGCUAGAAAAUGUGGUGGCCUUCCAUUGGCGCUCAAUGUCAUAGGGGAGACCAUGUCAUGCAAGAAGACGGUGGAAGAAUGGCGUCACGCGAUAAAUGUUUUGACUUCGUACGCUACAGAGUUUUCUGGCAUGGAAGAUAAGAUCCUUCCGCUUUUGAAGUAUAGCUACGAUAAUCUUAAGGAUAUUAUCAAUGGAAGUGAUGGAAUAGAAAGGGCUGAGAACAAGGGGUAUGAGAUAAUUGGUGAUCUUGUUCGUGCAUCUUUGUUGAUGGAAGAGGCUGAGAAGAUGGAACAAGAAGUGGUGCGUAUGCAUGAUGUUGUUCGCGAAAUGGCAUUGUGGAUUGCAUCUGAAUUGGGAAGAGAAAAGGAGGCUUUCAUUGUGCAUGCAGGUGUAGGGUUAAGUGAAAUUCCAAAGGUUAAGAAUUGGAACAGUGUGAGAAGGAUGUCACUGAUGAAGAAUAAGAUUCGCAAUCUAGCUGGCAGUCCUGAAUGUCUGAACUCACACUUUUCUCAUGCAACGGGGAGAAUUGAUACAGGUAUACGUCAUCUCCCUAAGGGUCUACAAGAGUUGAAAAAACUCAUUCACUUGGAUCUCGCUCCACAGGUUGACGAGUUGUACACGAUUUCUGGGAUCAUGAAAUUGGAAUCAACUGGAAUAGCAAUUCCAGUAACCAUGAACAAGCUCGUUAUUUCAGCAUUACGCUGCACUAUCUCUGAGAUAAAGAUGGGAAGUAUAUGCAACAAAAGCAAGACGGUUUCUCCUCUACACAAUCCGAGAGAGCCAUGCUUCUUGAGCCUCUCCAAGUGUAUAAUAAUUGCAGGCCUGAGGGAGCUGACGUUGCUGAUGUUUGCUUCAAAUCUUAAAGAACUUGAUGUUUCGGUGCAGAUCAACUAG